This is a messenger RNA of Macrosiphum euphorbiae (potato aphid), 378 nucleotides long. The record is from the annotation of a GenBank genome assembly. NCBI's taxonomy places the organism in Eukaryota, Metazoa, Arthropoda, Insecta, Hemiptera, Aphididae.
AUGCGUCGUUGGCAAACCACACGUUACGUCAACGAACCGCACGUCGUCAGCGAACCACACGUCGUCAGCGCACCGCACGUCGUCAGCGAACCGCACGUCGUCAGCGAACCGCCCGUUAACACAGAGAACGGCACGUCGUCAGCGAACCGCACGUACGUCAACGACGUGCACGUCGUAACAAACCACACGUGCGUCAAAGAACUACACUUCGUUAUCAAACCGCUCAUCAGGACCGCUAGGAUGCCAUCGGCACAAUCCCAAUAUUUACAUGGAAAUUAUCGAAUAUUUUAUGGGAAAUGUAUGCUUUUCUAUGAAACAUCAAACCACAAACGGAAAAUACAUAAACGAAAUAGUCGGGGAAUGUCAAAGCGGUUUUAG